Messenger RNA from Nezara viridula (southern green stink bug), 519 nucleotides. Lineage: Eukaryota; Metazoa; Arthropoda; Insecta; Hemiptera; Pentatomidae. The record is from the annotation of a GenBank genome assembly.
AUGCGCCUCCACAACCGCUCGGUCAUGAAGGAGCUCCUGCUGCAGGUGUUCCUGGUGGCCCUCGCCCACUGCCAGGACGAGAGGCGCUACCUCGACAGGACCUACGUCCAGAGGCUGCCUCCGGACGGGGGCCCUGCCCCGACGGCCCCCAGGAUCGAGGAUCUCUACCUCGACAAGUACCUCGAAACUCAAGACCCCAAGUACUUCGAUCCGCUGAGGUACCCUACCCAGCCUAUCGAUCCUCUCUUGCCCCAGAGGGACAGAGAUGGCACCCCGGUGGACGUCCGAACCGAUUACAUUCCUCAAGGGAGGGUCACCUUCCUCCUGGAACAGGCCAAUGAUGAGCUGUCCCGGUUCUGUAACAACGACGUUACGGCCCACUGGGAGUUCGAGACCAAUAUAAACGAGGCGACGCAGAUAAGAGCGGUAAGUUCCCAUUGUACUUUAUCAGCACUUGCUCCAUUUAAGGACUAUUUUAGAGAACGCCUUCUGCACUACACCAUAAUUUCCAAUAUAUGA